Amblyraja radiata (thorny skate) is the source of this 5439-nucleotide messenger RNA. RefSeq names its product POU domain, class 2, transcription factor 1. The record is from RefSeq and is a predicted model, not a curated record. Gene Ontology annotation, biological process: regulation of transcription by RNA polymerase II. The coding region runs from base 79 to 2484 and encodes 801 amino acids. Gene Ontology annotation, molecular function: RNA polymerase II cis-regulatory region sequence-specific DNA binding; DNA-binding transcription factor activity, RNA polymerase II-specific. Gene Ontology annotation, cellular component: nucleus. NCBI's taxonomy places the organism in Eukaryota, Metazoa, Chordata, Chondrichthyes, Rajiformes, Rajidae. The transcript has 18 exons.
GGGGAAUUGUCGAGCGGAGCGCUGGGCCUGCGAGCGCGGGGGAGGCCGGGUAAAGCCAAUUGAUAUUCAAAAUGGCGGAUGGAGCGUCCAAAGAUGAAAAGCCCGGAAACUAAAGAACUGAGCCGUAUGAACAAUAUCCACAAAGUCUGUUGGGGCAGAAGGGGAUUUUUUGAAUCUAAAAUGAGCAAUCCGUCAGAAGCCAUCAAGCCUUCCUUGGAUGGUAAUGAAGGGAGCACAGGUGUGCAAACAAAUGGACUGGAUUUCCAGCGGCAGCCCAUCACAACAGCAGGGCCAAUUACAACAGCUCAGGCCUUACUUGGACAACUACAGCAGGUUAACUACAUGUCAGAUGUGACGAACAGAUGCUUUUAUGUGCAACUUCCUGGAGCAACUUUGCAAUCAACUGCGUCACAAACAUUAAAUGUACAGGUAAAAAAUGAGGAAUCGGAUUCCUCGUCCCAGCAUACAAUAACUCAGCCAUCACUUCAAUCAUCGUUACAGAACGUCCUACCGCAGACACAGCUCAUGCUUGCUGGAGGCCAGAUCACCGGGUUAACGUUGACAACGGCGCAGCAGCAGUUGUUAAUCCAGCAAGCGCAGGCCCAGCUACUGGCUGCUGCAGUCCAACACUCAGCAAAUCAGCAGCAUAAUGCCGCAGGAGCCACCAUCUCUGCCACGGCAGCAACUCCUAUGGCACAAAUACCCAUCGGUCAACCAAUCCAAAUACAAGAUCUGCAACAGUUGCAGCAGUUGCAGCAACAGAACUUGAAUCUGCAGCAGUUUGUCCUGGUGCAGCCGGGUCACCCAAUCACCACCAACCUGCAACCAACGCAGUUCAUCAUCUCACAAACUCCACAGGGACAGCAAGGUCUCAUACAAACCCAGAACCUUCUACAACAACUACCUCAGCAAAGCCAAGCCAACCUCCUGCAGGCUCAGCCAAACAUCACCUUCAGCACGCAGCCAGCAACACCGACACGCACAACAAUAGCAACGGCUCCUAUCCAGUCGGUUCAGCAGAGCCUGUCGACACCAAAGCGCGUAGAUACUCCGAAUAUAGAGGAACCGAGUGACCUUGAGGAACUUGAACAGUUUGCCAAGACGUUUAAACAGAGACGUAUCAAACUCGGGUUCACUCAGGGUGAUGUAGGACUUGCCAUGGGAAAACUCUAUGGAAAUGAUUUCAGCCAAACUACAAUCUCUCGUUUUGAAGCCUUGAACCUCAGCUUUAAGAACAUGUGCAAGCUCAAACCAUUGCUUGAAAAGUGGUUGAAUGAUGCAGAAAAUUUGUCGGUAGACUCUGCACUGUCAAACCCCAGUUCCCUGGCAUCUCCAGGUCUGGGAAUCGAAGGGCUGAGCCGCAGGAGAAAGAAACGCACCAGCAUAGAGACCAAUGUUCGAGUGGCCUUAGAAAAGAGUUUCCUGGAGAACCAAAAGCCUACCUCGGAGGAGAUCAUGAUGAUUGCCGAACAGCUGCAGAUGGAGAAGGAGGUGAUCAGAGUCUGGUUCUGUAACAGACGCCAGAAAGAGAAGCGGAUAAAUCCUCCCAGCAGUAACAGUGGCACUACCACAACUACCAAAACAAUCUUUCACACCCCCACCUCCAUGGUGGCUAGCACUAGUAACCUUGUGACAAGCAGUACACCGACUACUCUGGCUGUAAAUGCAAUGCAGAUGCCUGUAUCCACUGCUGGUGUGACCAGCUACAGCAUUUCAGGUACAACUGCAUCAGGGACAGCUCCAACAAACGUGGCAUCUGUAAUCACCGGCCUGUCGUCUGCAGUUUCCACGUCAACAGUCGCUUCUCCAGCUCUAACCCCUUCACCAUCAGCGUCUAUUUCCGUGACUGAGUCGUCCAGCAGCGGUGAUACAAACACCACGCAAACAACCUCAACCGGCUUCAUAAAUCCUUUGUGCACAAGCCAAAUCAUGGUGUCAGCAUCUGGACUGCAGACAGCUGGCACUGCGCUACAGGCAGGAAUUGCACAUAUACCCACUGGCGCCGGGCUUGCUACCAACCCAAGCCUGGCAGCCAUGGCUGCUGCUGCAGGACUAACCAAUCCUGGCCUCAUGUCAGCCCCUCAGUUUGCAGCUGGAGGUGCCUUACUAAGUCUGAAUCCAGGGAGUCUUGGUGGUGCUCUUGGUCCAGCAUUAAUGAGUAAUAGCACAUUGGCAACUAUUCAAGCGCUUGCAUCUAGUGGGACACUUCCUAUAACAUCCCUCGAUGCCAGUGGGAAUCUCUUGUUUGCAAAUGCAGCGAGUGCAGGGGGCGCUCACAACAUCAUUACGGGCCCUCUUAUUUUGAACCCACAGAACCUCUCCUUACUCACCAGCAACCCAGCCGUAAGCCUGAUAUCUGCUGCCGGGACAACUGGACAUGCACCCAGUCUUCAGAUGGCCUCAAUGACAGCAGAUUCCAGCCAGAACUCUUCGUUCACUGUGACCUCGGCAGGCGGGGCCACCAACACCACCAAGGCUCAAUGAAACGUAAUCCCCAGACUGGAUUAUUUCAUCCAGUGAUGGGACGUGUAGUCGGCUGCUUCCUGCAAAAGCAAAACUGAUGUUUGCCUCAUUUUUUUAACUUGCUUGUUUUUCAGGAUUGUGUCACCAAUGACAAAAAAAAAGACUUUUACCAAAAAGGAUACACGUGAAUAUUUAUCGUUUCAGACGGUCGUAACAAUAUAGGAGUCAUUAACAAUGCAUAGGCAAGGGUUCUGUCUCCUCUUGGUAUCUAUUUUAUUAGUUCUUUUUAAUUGUGUGUUUAUUUUAAUUAGGUCUGUUGUACAGGCCUCUUUGUUUCAUAAAGGUGUUUAUAUCAUGUAUAAAUAGCAUGGGUUUCUUUACGUGGUACAGUUUAGGCAGGCCUGUUCUUGGGAUGCUUGUGCAUCUUUUUUUCCUUGUGUAUACCGUUAAAAGAAUUACGUUACGUUUUUUUUAUUUGGUUCAGCUAAUGUCUCUUGAAAUGGUUUCCUUUCUUAAAAAAAAAGUUGUUCCUUGUCGGGUACACUGUAGAUUUAUGCACCGUUUGUAUAAAGUGGUUUACUGUUGGUUAUUUUUGUAGGAAAGAUUCAAAGAUAGAUGCAUUGAGACAAAAGUUCAUGAACUGGCAGUUUUAAAAACAUUGAUUGUUUUUAAAAUUCCUUGAGUUUGUCUGCCCUACCUAACUCUAAUGACUGGGCAUGUUAGCUCAUGUCAUAUCGUCGGAGAUAUUGAUCCAUUUGGCUGAAUUGUGAAAGUCAGUGGAUGAGAAGUAUCUUGUAAUGCUUCUGUCUUUGCUCAGAUACUAAAGCUAGUUGGAACCAUCAUGGGAUAUGGUAGAGACGAGCAAACUACAAUCCAAACCAGGCCAGCCAUGAAAAGGAUCUCCAACGGGGAAAGUUCAUGACCUAAUUUCUAGAAAUGGUUUUAUUUAUAGAAACUAGAUAAUAUCUCCCCUGUAGAGCUUGAUAACAUAUCUCAUGUUGCCUCAGUUUGGAGUUUGUUUCACAGUAAUAGGGAAUAGGUUUGCUACGAGACAAGAGGCUUACAGUAUGCACAGUAUGGCUUGAACCAUUGCUGUAAGCGUAUUGAAACCAAAAAUUAAAGGACUGGAGUAAAAUGUUGCCGUUCACAUGGAGCAAAAAUGGUGCCUCUGAUUUCCUGCAGCUCUUGUUAGGAAGAGAGUGAAUAACUAAGUACUGCAGCCUCUCUCUUUUGGCUAAUGAACAAUAAUUUACUCGUUACAUAGCCCACUGGAAAUAACUGUAGGGGAAUAAGUUUCUUCAUUCAAGAAGCAUUUUUUCCCCCUGAAUAACACAUGACUGAUUCUUACAUCGGUAUUAGUUUUGAAUCAAGUGAGUGUUCACGUAGAUUCCCGCUGCACUGUUGAUAUGUUGUUUGCCCAAACCGCUGCACUAACUCGGUGUAAAUUUACUUAAACCAGCUGGGUACUUCAACUAAUUUUGGCAUUUGCAUGGUUAGCACUGUUCUUUAUACUGGUAACAAUAACUGAAUGCAGCUAAACGAGUUUCUUCAUUAUUUUCAAAGAACGAGAGGCACCAUUUCUGUUUCCUGGCAGUAACUACAUUUAUCUCCUUUUCAAGACAUAAAGAUUGCAGUGUCGGUGGUAGUAUGUUACCAAACUGCAAAUUAAAUGAAUAUAGCUGCCUACCAAAUAUGGACAGCUAUUGAAGCUUGAACCAAAGUCAAUUUUACCUAGCUGCUGUACCAAUGACAUUGUUUGCAUGAGUGCAGUUAAUAGGCAUCAGUAAUUUAAUUGCCACUAUUUAACAGGUAGUUACUAUCUUCUUUUUACUGACAUUUUCAGGUAAAGGGAUCUUUAAACACAGACUUUAUGUUGCAGAGUUGUAACCAUUUUGUCAAGAGUUUGGAGCAACCAGUUUUCAUUGGGCAAAUCAAAUUUACUGGAUGGUUAAACAGAGACUAGUGUUGUAUGAUGGAAGUUGCGUUUCAGGACGUGCAAUUUCUAAGAGCGUUAAAAUGUGCAGAAUAGAUCUUGUGAUAAAUGAUACUGGUGUCCUCAAGAUUGUACUAUUGCAAUACUUGUAUCCUCAUUGACCUGCUAUCCUGACUGGAGUUGUAAAUCCAAUAUCGUUGCUGUCCUUAAAGUAGGUUAUAGGCUUUGGACCAGUGGGAAUUGUUUGGAGCACAUACCUAAAUCUGACCUAAUAAUCCUUUCCUCCUUCUAUGGCACAGAUGCCAUUUCUUCCAAUCUCUUUGUGGUUUGCAUGCCCACGAUAUGCAAUUCAUCCAAUAUCUCCAAUAUAUACAACCAAAUGCAAAAACGUACAUCCUGUCUUGUGCCUGGAAAGAGUGAAUGGUACAUCAAAAAUACAAACUAUGCAAUGAACCUUUUUUUUUCAAAGACCGGUCACACUUUUCAUACUUAAAAAUGAAAUAGUGCUUAAUGCCAAAUAGUCCUAUUCCAUAAUAACAUGCCGUGCAGUGGGAAAAUAAAAUUCCCAUCAAUCUGAUGCUGUGUGUUCAGUUACAAGUGAGGUGUGAUGACCUGUACUCCAUAUCAUGAGGCAGCAUAGCUCAAGCCUUGAUUGCGCAUUGGCCAUGUUUAACUUAAAUGGUGCAUAUAGAAAAUAAGUUUGCUGGGCUCGUUUUAACUGCCAGUUUGUGUUGGUAUUAUUCAAGCUAUUUUUGCUAUAUUUUUGGCAGAGGUAUGUUGUUUUAAGUAGACUGAUUAAAAGGACUGAAGGUUUUUGCAGCUUCUGAGUAACUUUUAUUGCACCAUUAAUAGUUGUAAUUUUAAUUGGAAGCUAAGUAAAUCAGUAGGGCACAUAACAAUUAAUUCAUUGAUCCAGUAAAUAGAAGUGUAUACCUUUUAGUUUGACAGAUAAAUAAUUUAAAAUGUCGCUCAUUAAGGUACGAUAAUGCUGACAUUGAUCCUUCCGUUUAAAUAAAUUUACUCCAAGAAAAAUAGCAAAUUUU